This is a messenger RNA of Paraglomus occultum, 894 nucleotides long. Lineage: Eukaryota; Fungi; Glomeromycota; Glomeromycetes; Paraglomerales; Paraglomeraceae. The record is from the annotation of a GenBank genome assembly.
AUGUCACGAAAGGAACUGCUCAAUCCCGCAGGUUUAAGAGUAGAUGGUCGAAGAGCAACAGAUAUAAGGAGAAUCUCCUGCAAACCUUCAGUCUUGUCACAAGCAGACGGAUCAGCAUACAUUGAACAAGGGAAUACCAAAUGUCUCGCUGCCGUUUAUGGACCACGAGAACCUAGACAGAAAUCAGCAAUACUGCAUAAUAGAGCUAACAUAUCCGUUGGAGUCAGCUUUGCUCCUUUUGCCACCAGUGAGAGAAAAAAGUGGAGUAAAAGUGAUAAACGUCUCUUGGAGAUAGCUUCAUUUGUAAAACAAACAUUUGAACCGGUGAUUCAAACGACUUCCUUUCCAAGGUCUCAGAUUGAUAUUUUUCUGCAAAUACUUCAAUUUGACGGAGGUACUAUUCAAAUAUGCAUCAACGCGACAACAAUGGCGCUUGUAGAUGCGGGUAUUCCCAUGAAUGACUAUGUCUGUGCUUGUACUGCUGGGGUAAUUCAAAAUGUACCCAUACUUGACUUGAAUUUGAUUGAAGAGUCAUCGGAUAGUCCAGAAGUUACUGUGGCUAUUCUUGCUGACUCCGAAAAAGUCACUUUAUUACAGAGUGAAUCUAGACUAGACGUGGACAGUUUUCAGGCCGUUGCUCAAUUAGCAAAAAUAGGUUGCAAAGAAAUUCGCAAUGUCAUGGAUGCAGCUCUUCGAAAGAAUAUUAAAGACUUAUUCGGGAAGAUGGAAGCAAAAAUAAAGACAGAUCAAUCUGCGGAUUUUCGAUUAGGCUUGAACUUAAGUAGACGCUUGGAAAACUUUAAAGCCGGUCCCAUUAUACGCUCUGCCGUGAAUGGAGUCAGGUAUACACACAUUGCAAUUCUCAGCGGUCAUCAGAAUCUGGGAGGAAAGUAA